Molecule: messenger RNA, 927 nt
Organism: Rhodotorula toruloides NP11
Lineage: Eukaryota; Fungi; Basidiomycota; Microbotryomycetes; Sporidiobolales; Sporidiobolaceae
Product: mitochondrial carrier protein, tricarboxylate carrier
Exons: 8
Coding region: 1-927 (308 amino acids)
Biological process (GO): alpha-ketoglutarate transport; mitochondrial citrate transmembrane transport
Cellular component (GO): mitochondrion
Molecular function (GO): tricarboxylate secondary active transmembrane transporter activity
Source: RefSeq, a predicted model, not a curated record
AUGGCAAUCGACGCUGCACCCGCCGUUCCCGGCCAGAAGAAGCAGAUCCAGUGGUCCAACAUCGCCCUCGGCGGUAUCAUGAACAUGUUCGAGGUCACGACGCUCGGACAGCCGCUCGAGGUCGUCAAGACGCAGAUGGCGUCGGCGCGCGGUGACACGAUGGGUCAGGCCUUGCGGACUGUCUGGUCGCGCGGUGGUGUUCUCGGAUUCUACCAAGGCUUGAUCCCCUGGGCCUGGAUCGAAGCCUCGACAAAGGGCGCCGUCCUCCUCUUCGCCGCGGCAGAAAUCGAGGGCGUCGCCAUGACCGCCGGCAUCGGUCCUGCGGCGGCUGGAUUGCUCGGUGGAAUGGGUGGCGGUGUCGCGCAGGCUUACGCGACUGUCGGUUUCUGCACGUGCAUGAAGACUGCCGAGAUCACGAGGAGCAAGAUGGCCGUCGGCGGGCAGAACCCUCCCUCUACCUGGCAACUCUUUGCAGAGAAGUGGCGCAAGGAGGGUCUGAGGGGUAUCAACAAGGGUGUCAACGCUGUUGCGCUCCGUCAGAUGACCAACUGGGGUUCCCGCAUGGGAUUCGCCCGUCUCGCCGAAGGCGCAAUUCGCGACGCGCGCGGUAUCCCCGAGGACAAGAAGCUCGGCGCGCUCGACCGUAUCGCUGCUUCGACUGUCGGUGGUGCGCUCGGAUGCUGGAACCAGCCUAUCGAGGUCGUUCGAGUUGAGAUGCAAUCGAUGGCCAAGGGCGCCUCGUCCGACCCUUCGCGUCCCGCCAAGCCCACGAUUGCCAACACCCUCGCGUACAUCUACCGCGAGAACGGCAUCAAGGGUCUCUACAGGGGUGUCACGCCUCGCAUCGGUCUCGGCAUCUGGCAGACGGUCUGCAUGGUCUCUUUCGCCGACGUCGUCAAGGACUGGCUCGCCGCCAACAAGAAGUAG